UUUGUGAUUACGCACAUAGAUGGACUGUAUUCAUAAUUUACGAAACUGAAAAGGAAGAAGAAAUACGAGCAUUUUGUCUCCCUCCUGAAAAACGUCUAAUGACGUCAGACUCAUUCCCACAAUGCCUAGUAACACGCAUGCGCACAGCAAAAAGAAAAAGACAGCAAUCGGAGAUCAGAGAUGGCGGGCGCCUCCGACCCUCUGGAAGAUAUGCUCUCUUCCGAGGUGGACGAGAAGGCGGUGAGUGACUUGGUGGGCUCCCUGGAGUCUCAGCUGGCCGGUCAGAGCAACUCGGGGGGCAAAACCGACGAGAGCCGAGGCGCUGGCUCAGUUGCCCCCGCUAACCAUCACUUGGGGAAAACGCUACCAGCUCCGGUGGGCUGCACAACACUAGAUCAACAACAACAAGGGCGCCGUAAUAAAACCGACCUGCACCAGGAUUUAAACUCCACGGAAAAAACUGUCACACCUCCUUUCCAGAGCAGCACCCUUUCCUCCGGUGAGACUGCUGCAGCCGCCGCCAGUAACAGCGGGUCGCAAUCACAUGGCGCAUCCAUCACAACACUGCCCGCGUCCGGCGUGUCAACUUCCCCGCCGGCCAGCAGCAUCAGCACCGCCGCUACCCCCGGUGGCCCCACGAAGGCUUCCCCGGACUCAGAUGAGCCUCACGCGGACGCUUCAAAACGACGCCUCGCCAGCCCGCGACGGAGCGCCUCUGCUCGGAUCAAGAGUUUGAACGGUGCCGCCGUAACCACCCGAGGAAACAGCAGUGGCAGCAGUCCCGCGGCGGGGGGCGACGACGCUUGCGAUAGCCCCGCGGACUGCCGACCGGCGAGCACAGCAGCCAUCAAUACGUCGACGUUCACCCUUGCCAAUGCCAGCCUACCUGCGGGUCAGUCGGCCAUCGCCUUGGACCGGGGCACCCCCACAAUCGCCUUGCACAGACUACCCAGUCACAUCGUGGCCGGCAUUGCCCAGAACGGGACCAGCGUGUCAGCAAUGGCCCAGCAAGGUGCCCAGACGCCCCCUGUCACCUCGCCCCCAUCUGCCUCCUCUUACUCCUCAUCAUCGUCCUCGCCACCUGCACAGGCGAACCACAGUAAAAUCGCCCCGGACCCCGCAGAGGCUCCCAGCGAAUGUCAGUCCAAAAGUGUCACCACGAGCUCUGUCAUAAACACUGUUUCCUCCGUUGCCGUGACAACAACACCCACCUCCAGCUCGACCACAGUAGCUCAACCUUUAACCACAACUGCUACGACAACCACGACCACCACCACCACCACCAUACCAGCUGCCUCAGUGACAACAAGCUGCAUUGGCGUUCAGAUUACAUCAGUGACCACCACUAUCAGCACGGUCCGACCCACCACCGCCGCCCCCGCGAUCCCUGCCGCCCCCGCCAUCCCCACUGCCCCCGCCAUCCCCGCUGCAGCCUCACCAACCAUGCAGACCCCUACCCGGCCCGGUUUGGCUGCACCUCAGAGGAUCGUUGCACCCCAGCUCAUUGUCAGACCACCCCAGCAGCAGACCACUAUUCAGCUGCCACCUGGGUUCACCAUUCCGUCUGGCAUGGUGCUGGUACGGACCGAGCUGGGCCAGCUGGUGUUGGUUCCUCAGCAGGCUUUGGCUCAAGCUCAGGCGCAGGCACAAGCGCAGGCACAGGGUCAGGCACAGGCCCAGAAUAACAUCUCUCCGCGACCUGCCACUCCCACUACCGGGACGUCCUUCAGAGUAAGCACUCCACAGUCUCCAGCAACCUCUCAGACCACCAGGCAGUGUGCCCUGACCCCGGCCAAGGUGGCACCGUCUCCCUCUCCUGCUCCUUCCAGCCCUGCCCUCCAGACCACCUCCUCCUCCUCCUCCUCCUCUUCUUCCUCUACUUCUUCCUUCGUUACCUCCUGUCCCGCACUACGCCCAAAGGGCCCCGUGGCGCCGGCCGUGGCGGUGACGGCUCCGCAGCAGACCCCUGUGGUUUCCACACCCCAGGCCCUGCCGGCCCAGGCUGCCUCACAACCCCCGCAGACGACGGGCAUCGCCGUGACCCCUGGAGCUCCUGUCGUGUCCCAGGAAAUGCAGGAAAACGUGAAAAAGUGUAAAAACUUCCUAGCCACGCUCAUCAAGCUGGCAUCACACAACUCCCCGUCGCCUGAAACCUCCAAGAACGUCAAAGCUCUUGUGCAAGACCUGCUGGAUGCCAAAAUUGAGCCGGAGGAGUUCACGAGCCGGCUGCAGACGGAGCUCAAGUCGUCACCACAGCCUUACCUGGUACCCUUCCUUAAGAAGAGCCUCCCGGCCCUGCGGCUGUCUUUGCUUAACAGUCAGCAGUCCUUGACCCAGCCACCGCAGCAGGGCAUCAAACCAGCAGUGCCCAUUGUGAGCGGGCCGGCCGUCCACGUACGUCCCCCGAACAGCGUCGGGGCCACGGGUACCAGCGUGCUGCCCCAUGGGACGAUGGGCCAUGCAGCCGCCGCGGGUAUGAAGACCACAGGCCCCGUGGGCGGACAAGUCCGAAUGCCUGUGAUGAUCACACAGUCCAUGAGAGCUCAAGGCACAAUGGGGAAGGUGGGCACCUUCCAAGCAGGGAGGAGUACGGUGGGCUUGGCUGUCCAGAUCUCCGGCAACCAAAAAAACAAGCUCAACGACCCCGGAGGAGGCUCUUUCAGGGAUGACGACGACAUCAACGACGUGGCCUCCAUGGCGGGCGUUAAUCUGAACGAGGAGAGCGCCCGCAUCCUCGCCACCAACUCGGAGCUGGUCGGCACGCAGAUUCGCUCGUGCAAGGAUGAAGCCUUCCUGCACCCUGGGCUCCUCCACCGACGCAUCCUGGAAACAGCCAAGAAGUUUGGUGUCAUGGAGGUGCCCAUGGAGGUCGUGACGUUUAUAUCGCACGCCGCACAGUCGCGACUUCGCACAGUCGUUGAAAAGGUUUCGGCCAUCGCGCAGCACAGACUGGACUCCUGCAAGGACGACGAAUGCUAUGAGCAGUCGGCCGACGUGCGCUCUCAGCUGCGCUUCUUCGAACAGCUAGAGAGGAUGGAAAAGGCGAGGAAGGACGAGCAGGAGAGAGAGAUCCUCUUGAAAGCCGCCAAGAGUCGCUCCAGGCAAGAGGACCCAGAGCAAGCUCGACUGAAACAGAAAGCCAAGGAGAUGCAGCAACAGGAACUGGCCCAGAUGAGGCAGCGGGACGCUAACCUCACGGCACUAGCGGCAAUCGGACCCCGCAAAAAACGCAAGGUGGACUCUCCGGGUGCCACCCCAUCAGGGACUGAGCUCUCGGGCAGCGCUGCGGGAUCGCCGGCCGGGUCGUCGUCCACGCCCUCGUCGUCGUCUCGCCAGUACGCCCGCCAGCGCAUCACCCGCGUCAACCUCAGGGACUUCAUCUUCUACAUGGAGCAGGAGCGAGACACGGCCCAUUCGCUGCUGCUCUACCGCGCCCUCCUCAAGUAGCCGCCGCCUCCUCUUCCUCCUCUUGCCACGUGCCUUCAGAUCAGGUGUCAGCUCGGUGUCUCCAUACGCGCGCUCGUCGUCAAUCGGCUUCCAUAUUCACGAGAGGAAAACGGUAGGAAGAAAAUGUCACCCAAAAUGGCUUCGUUUGCGUCUUUGCCGUCUUGCUUUUCACAUUCGCGUAGGGAUGAUUGCGUUUUAAGGCCGCCGUGCAUUUUUAACGGGUUGUUUAAAACAUUUUAACAGUCCAUCGAGUCCAAGUCAGGCUUGAGGUUUAUCGACCACGUGUCAGUCUAGCAGAUUUCAACAACACAUUUCCCUCACCGUGAAUGUAAAUAGUUGGGUUACAUUUUUAUUUUUAAAUUUUUGUGGGGUCAGUUGACAUGAAUGCAUAUGAGUAUUAUGAAAGUAAACAUUUUAUCACGCCGCGUUUUAGAUCCGUUUUACGAAGGUGUACGAGGGCCAGACUGACGACCACAAUAGUUUUUUUCUUUGAAAAGUUGUAAUGUUAUGGGAAUACAAGGUCCUUUUUAUUUGGAAGUACAACCACAGAAAUGACACUUUAAUGUAAAUUAAUCAUUGUAUAGCUUGAAGUCAAUUUUUUGUCCUCUCAAAAUAAUUCGCAAUAAUCCGCACACAGCCAUUAAUGUCUGACCUGCUGACAAGAAAGAAAAAAAAAGUGAGUACACCCCUAGGUCAAAAUUGUUUGUAUGCCCGUCCGUCGUCAUGCCACCGGAAUCCUUGUCCGCGACGACAUGACGCAGCUGGCCGAUGUUCGAGACCUUGUGCUCGUCCAUCUUUAAGGUCUAGGUCCCUGUUUUGGCCAGUUCAUCUUUACUACCCGCUGCUUUUUUUAGCAAGGCAGCGGUGGUCCUGAAAGUGUGUUAGGAGUAAUUCUCAUGCUGGAAUAAUACCUUGGGCUCCAGAAAAUAAUGCUCCCAACACGCUCGAGGUUAUUCAUCAAAAGAAAAAAAUUCUUGGUCUCGUCAGACCACAGUACAUGGCUCUGAUCAUUUCAUGCCCUUCGUCUGCUAUCUUCACCAACCAGCAGCACUUAUUAUGCAACAGAUUUAGAAGUGGCUUUAUUUUCGGAUGACAACCAAUUUGAGGCCAAUUUUUUUUCUGGUCCGUUUUCAUCAGAUCCUCAGAGCUCUUUGAUACAAGGUCCUAUUUUGAACUUCCCUUGAACAGCAUGGGCGAGUGUGACACCGAUAUCAAAUUUAACGCACCUGCUACUCAUUCAUUCGUAAAACCUUGCCAUACCAAGUGUCACAUGACAUGGGGUCGGGGGGGUCGGGGGGGGGAAUCCAAAUUGCACAUUUUCACUGUGGGGUGUGCUUACUUUUGUUUUCUGCGGUUUAGAAAACAAUGGCUGAGUGUCGAGUGAAAAAAAAAAUCAAACAAAAAUAUCAGGGCCGUAUGCUAUUCUACUGUAUAUAAGUCACGUUAAAAAUGAAAACUGGAUUAUUACGAGUGUGCAUAUUUUUUCCCACAAAACAAGCAUUAUAAAACGAGCAUUUUUUUCUGAGAACUAAUAAUGAACUUUGCAUUUUAAGUCUUUCUAGCUUAUUUGUGAAAACGUUUUAAUCUUUUCUAAAACGUUCUAAAAAAAUGUCUCAUUUGUGUUAUUGUGUGACAAAGGAUAUAUAGUUUUUCCCUUAAAGACUUUGCCCCACCCCCCUAAAAUGAAAUCUUAUUUAAUUUCAUAAUGUAAUUUGUGACAGAGACAUUUAAAAUCACAAAAAAAGGAUCUAAUGAAAGUUGUUGUUUUUAAAACAAAACUUAUCAUUCCAUAAAAGAAAACAAAAUCUGUGCUUUACUCUUAUUGUUAUGCACCUUUUUAAAAUAAUAUUAUUAUGUAAAACUUUUUUCCUCGAGUCCUUAAAGUUUAUUUUCAUAACAUUACAACUGUAUUCUAUUUUCUUUUUUUUUUUUAAUCAUUUCAGCGGCUUCAAUACGCCUUCGUACACUUUUAUUUUGUUCACCUGUUAGUGUUUGUUACCAGACGGCCCGUUGCCAUAGUUACAAGUUCAACCCACACACUUUGAUUUUAUGACUGCAGAAAGUGUGCAGUUUGUGCAAAUGUUUGAAGAACAAAACAACAAAAAAAAGAAUGUUUCAAGUCUAUCAAGUGUUUUUUUUAAAUUUUUUUGUGGUGCACAUGACUCAACUCAUAUGGACUGACUAAAGAGUGAGGCAUUCAGGCUUGUUGUUACACAUGAUCUUUUAUUGUUAAACUAUUUUAUAAAUGUAUAAACGCAGAAUCAUUCUUGUACGUUGAUGUACGUCGUUUGUUUUCAUGACUGAUAACUUAAUGUGACAUCUCGGCCUAUGCAGUUUUUGUCUUUGGAAGAAAUGAAAUAUUUCAAACCGUUGGUUGCGCUCUGUUGUGAGUUUUGACAGCACUUUUAUUUUAUGAUAUAUUUUUUAAGUCCCCGUUUUAGCUGACAACUUCAAGCUGUCUGUUUAAUAUUGCUCAGAAAUGUCAACUUUUAAACACAAUUGAUCCUGUGCUUCAAAAGUCACAUUUUGCAUUUUGCUUUCAUUUUUACAUUUCAUAAGUUGGCUUUUAUGCACAUUUCCUCUAUUUUCUGCUCUUUGACAAGCACAACAGCAACAAUCUUGACUGAUUAUUAAUAUUUGUUUUCUUUUUUUUGAUAAUAACAAUCUCAUUUGCUUUUGGCAUUUUUACCGCUUGCAGGUUUUUUUUUUUUAUUUUAUUUGCCAAAACCUUGGGACAAUAUUAAAAAGAAAACAA
Hippocampus comes (tiger tail seahorse) is the source of this 6202-nucleotide messenger RNA. Its product is annotated as transcription initiation factor TFIID subunit 4. The coding region runs from base 181 to 3447 and encodes 1088 amino acids. Lineage: Eukaryota; Metazoa; Chordata; Actinopteri; Syngnathiformes; Syngnathidae. Gene Ontology annotation, molecular function: DNA binding; RNA polymerase II general transcription initiation factor activity; protein heterodimerization activity. Gene Ontology annotation, cellular component: transcription factor TFIID complex. The transcript has 15 exons. The record is from RefSeq and is a predicted model, not a curated record. Gene Ontology annotation, biological process: transcription initiation at RNA polymerase II promoter; DNA-templated transcription.